This is a messenger RNA of Meira miltonrushii, 564 nucleotides long. RefSeq lists its product as uncharacterized. The coding region runs from base 1 to 564 and encodes 187 amino acids. The transcript has a single exon. NCBI's taxonomy places the organism in Eukaryota, Fungi, Basidiomycota, Exobasidiomycetes, Exobasidiales, Brachybasidiaceae. The record is from RefSeq and is a predicted model, not a curated record.
AUGAACAACCAAGGCGGCCAAGGAGGCGGUGGUCAUGAUCAACAACAACCCGGCAGUGGGGGUGGUGGUUUUAACAUUGGUGAUAUCGCAGGUAUCGUGAACCAUGCGCAAAACCACGAUCAAUCAAACAGUGGUGAUCAACAAUUGUUCGGUCAAGUCGCAAGCUUUUUACAAUCCAAAGCUGGUAACGUUCAAGGUGACGUGAACGAGAAUGAGUUAAUGAACGCACAUGACAAGGUCAACAAUGGUACAGACCCAGUCAACUCUCAUGAAAUUGGAAAUGCUGCCGCUUUGGGUGCAAUCAGAAACGUCUUGGGCAGCGGAAGUGGAAACACAGGCUCGGGUGAUUUCCAACAAAAAUUGAUCGGUGCUGCUAUGGCACAAGCUGGAAAAUUGUUUGAUCAAAAACAAAAUGCCGGUCAAGCGGGCGGCGGUAGCAAAGAAGACGCAAUGAACAAAGCAGGUGAACAAGUGAUGAAAUUAUUGGUCAAAAAUCAAGUUUCAGGUAUGAUUGGUGGUGGAAACUCAGGCGGUUUGAGCGGAUUGAUGAAAUUGAUCGGCUAA